AUGGCCACAGAGCGGCAGAGCGAUAGCACCGACCUGUACCACCAGCUGGACACUUAUCGGUGGGACCAAGACGAGGAGUUCCAAGGUGGUUUACGCGCGAUUCUAGGCUCCGUACAAGAUCCGCAGCAGGUCGACCACCUCACGUUAAGAGCAAAGUGCUACUAUUACGCGAGAAAGGCAGGCACGCCGGUUGAUUUCGAUGGCUAUAAGAAUUGGGUGGAGGCGCGAAGAGGAGGAGGAGGCUCGACAAAUGGAGUAGAAAGUGCAGGACAUGCUUGGAGUUCUGAAGCUGCUACCCCGAAUACCGAAUCUUCCGGUGGCAUGGGAGACGCACCGAAACCCGCGAGCUUCGCCGAGAUCUGCGACAUGAUAGCUGAAGGAAAGUCCAUUCCUGGUAUCAAGGACAUUCCAGAUACCAUUCUCGAAGGCCAUGCUUCCGAGAGCCAGGCGGAGCGGAGGAAGAAGCCAUGGGAGAGAGAGGAAGUAGCUGCGGCUGAAGACAAGCCCAGUUGGAUGACUUGA
Molecule: messenger RNA, 522 nt
Organism: Lecanosticta acicola
Lineage: Eukaryota; Fungi; Ascomycota; Dothideomycetes; Mycosphaerellales; Mycosphaerellaceae
Source: the annotation of a GenBank genome assembly